Molecule: messenger RNA, 3048 nt
Organism: Charadrius vociferus (killdeer)
Lineage: Eukaryota; Metazoa; Chordata; Aves; Charadriiformes; Charadriidae
Gene: SYDE2
Product: synapse defective 1, Rho GTPase, homolog 2 (C. elegans)
Exons: 8
Coding region: 1-3048 (1015 amino acids)
Biological process (GO): signal transduction
Source: RefSeq, a predicted model, not a curated record
AUGGCAGGGGACAUGGCACUGCUGCGGAGUGCGCUGCGUGGAGGUGUGAUGACAAGGGGCUCAAAUUUAAUAGAAAAUGUUUACAUAGCUUCGAGAAGCAGGAAGGAGCCCAAGCCCCCCCAGGCCAGCGAGGUCCCCGAGCAGCGGCCGCAGAUGAACAGCAUUACCGUUUCUAAGAAACGCAGCUGGCUGCAGCAGAGCACGCACCGACCUCUUCCUCCUCCUCCUCCUCCUCCUCCUUCGGAAGAAGAAAACCUCUAUAAGGAAACACAUGGGGCUGUUAUCCCGGUACCCAAAUCUCCCAUCCCGCUGCCUGAACCCGCAGUGCCGUGGGCUCCUUCUGCGUCAGCGGUGGGACGGGAGCACCCUGCGCGAAGCUGCGCUCCCGUCGGUACCCUGCCGAGCACCCCCAGCCCUGCUGCGCCGAGGAGCGUUGCUUUGGACUUCGGUGAGGAUAACGAUGCAGACGAUGAAGGAGAAAUAUGGUACAACCCGAUCCCUGAAGAUGAUGAGCCCGACUUGCCGAGGGUCCGCCUGUCUGCUGUGAAUAGCCCUGUGGCUGUGGGUUCCCCGGCGGUUUGGUACAAAACCUUGCUUGGGGGUGACUUAGGGACAGCCACAGGUUCCCACGAGGGUCCCCCGCGCUCCACGGAGAGCAUGGGGGACGGUCGGACGGCUCAGCCCAGUGAAGGGAGCCAGGCCGAUGCCGUGCAUCCUGGGGAGCACGCGCAGCAGCACCGGCAGAGGUUUGGCUGCAAGGCAGCCGGCGUGCCAGCAGCAGAGGACAAUCCUGUCUUGAAGUGCCCUUCAACAGACUGGUUUUGUUGCACGUGUGCCCUGCGAAUGCAGCCAUGUCUGCUUGUACAGGGGAUGCAGCUCAAAUGGAUCGAGCUGAAUGCAGCGGGGUCUGGAGUUGUACUUGCACACAAGGCUGAUAUACCCUCAACAGAGGUUUCUCCUCCAAGUCCCAGUCCUCUGAAAAAAAGCGGAUCAAUCAACUGGCCUUUCCCCGAUAGAAUUAAAUCUCCCAGGACUGUGAGGAAGCUUUCCAUGAAAAUGAAAAAGCUGCCAGAGCUGAGCAGGAAACUGAGUGUCAAGGGAACUUCAAGCCAUACUAGUUCAGAUAACCCUCCUUCCCUGCUGAAAGGCAGCUGCCGGGAUACAAGCCAUACAGUGUCUUUGCCAUCUUCUGGAAACUCAACCACCACUGCCAGCAGGAAUGUGAUAAGUCGUUACCAUCUCGACAGCAGUGUGUCGUCGCAACACACCUACAAAAAGAAAAGCUCAAGGAGCUCCAAGUCCUACAACAAAGGUGGUUACCUCAGUGAUGGCGACUCUCCCGAACUUAUAACAAAAUCAGGUAAACAUGGGCAUGAAACCAAGUGUGGGAAAGGAAAGGAGAGCCUUCCAAGCAACAGUGGUAAAACUGAAAUAGAUAUCGAUGCUUUCAGACACUACAACUUUUCUGAUCAACCCAAGUGCUCUCAGUACAUCUCUGGACUCAUGAGCAUUCACUUUUAUGGUGCUGAGGACUUAAAGCCGCCAAGAAUAGACUCAAAAGAUGUCUUCUGCGCGAUACAGGUUGACUCAGUAAACAAAGCAAGAACAGCCCUGCUUACAUGUAGGACAACAUUUCUAGAUAUGGAUCACACAUUCAACAUAGAAAUUGAAAACGCUCAGCACUUAAAGCUGGUGGUGUUCAGCUGGGAACCCACCCCGCGGAAAAAUCGGGUGUGUUGUCAUGGCACAGUGGCUCUUCCCACUCUUUUCCGAGUGACAAAGACGCAUCAGCUGGCUGUCAAACUGGAACCGAGGGGGCUUAUUUACGUCAAGCUGUCGCUCAUGGAGCAGUGGGAGAACUCUCUUGAUGGGCUUGAUGCAGAUCGGGAGCCUGUGAUGUUUGGGGUGGAUGCUCGAAAAGUCGUAGAGAAGGAAAACGCCGGCUUGAUGGUGCCACUUUUGAUGCAGAAAUGCAUUGUAGAGAUUGAAAAGAGAGGAUGUCAGGUGGUAGGCCUCUAUCGGUUAUGUGGCUCAGCAGCGGUGAAGAAAGAGCUCCGAGAGGCGUUUGAGAGGGACAGCAAAGCUGUGACUCUCUGUGAAAGUCAGUACCCGGAUAUUAAUGUCAUAACAGGCGUCCUAAAGGACUAUCUGCGAGAGCUACCCUCUCCCCUGAUAACCAAGCAGCUCUAUGAAGCAGUGUUGGAUGCCAUGGUGAAAAAUCCCUUGAAAAUGACAGCAAGCGGUUGCGAGAAUGACCCGAGUGACUCUGAGCACACAGCAGCCCUUCUGGAUUGCCUGCCAGAUGUUGAGAAGGCUACUCUGAAGAUGCUGUUGGAUCACCUGAAACUGGUGGCUUCAUACCACGAAGUAAAUAAGAUGACAUGCCAGAAUUUAGCUGUGUGUUUUGGGCCUGUGUUACUGAGCCAGAGGCAGGAGACCACCAACCAUAACAACAGAGUCUUCACAGACUCAGAAGAGCUUGCCAGUGCCCUGGACUUCAAAAAACACAUAGAGGUUCUUCACUAUUUACUCCAGCUGUGGCCAGUGCAUCACUCGCCUGCCAAAGAACCAGCACAUCUGAAUGCAUUUCCCGAGCACCCAUCUUCCUUGAAUUACCUCAGACCCAAGAGGCAGAGACCUCAGAUGCUGAAUCUGAGCGGUACCGAGAUGUCUGGGGUGCUCAGACCAAGGCCAGCAGGUCUAGACAGCCCCUCCAGCAACCGCUACGCUGGAGACUGGAGUAGUUGUGGGGAGAACUACUUCCUAAACCCAAAAGACUGCCUGAGUGAAGCAGACUACGAUGACGUCCCUUCGGAAGACACGGAGAGCGGGGAUGACAGCAGCAAAGCUGAGGAGUCGGAUGCCUCGCUGAGAGGGCCGCAGCCCGUCCCCGUGGAGCACACCUUUCAGAGCUAUUUGACCAUGCAAGCAAUAGACUCCGCGGUGGAUCACAGGGCGAACCUCAAAGACCUGCAGGAAAGUAUUGAUACUCUGAUAGGAAACCUGGAAAGGGAACUCAACAAGAACAAGCUAAAUAUGAGUUAUUAA